AACAUAUAUUGCACAAAGAAAAUUGCAGUGAAAAUUUUUUAUUUGAGAAAAAUAAAAUAGUUUUGCAACAGUUUAUUAUAUAUUUUCUGUUUCCUUAUAUCAAAAUGAAAUAACCCAAAAAAUAAACUUAGACUUACAGCUCAAAUUCACAUAUAAUUUGUUGAUUUAUAUCAACUUCAAAGUGGAGUAGGUGCAGAGGAAUAAAUCCUCUCUGCUUUUGGUUACAAAAAAUGUCAACAACUUCUCCAAACUCAAAUAAUAGUAGCAGCAAUAAGAAACAGGUACAACAAAGGAACGGAGAUUCAUACAGUGACUCUUCCAUUGAAGAGGAAAAUUUAGAGUCUGAAGAAAGACGACGAAGAAUCAUUAAAAACAGAAACAGAAGCACAUCAUAUAUGCAACGUAAUAUAAGUAACAAAUUACCACAACAAAAGUCUAACACUAUUAUGAGUUCAUCAAGUGGUGCUGUGUCGAAGCAUAGUGAUACCGCUAUCACUGCCAGUUCAAGUAGCGCAAGUGGUUCUAGAACUACACCUGGUGAACGUAUUACGCUGUUAGUAGAUAAUGUACGUUUUGUAAUUGAACAGGCAUUGGUGACUGCACAUCCUAAUACGAUGCUCGGUACAAUGUUCAGUACAGGAUUCCAAUUUGUACAUUCGAACGACCGUGGUGAAUAUGAAGUUGCUGAAGGCAUAUCACACAUAGUUUUUCGUGCUAUUCUGGAAUAUUAUAAAAGUGGUAUUAUAAAGUGCCCACCGACAGUGUCGGUACCAGAAUUAAAAGAAGCUUGUGAUUAUUUACUAAUACCAUUUGAUGCCACAACAGUCCGCUGCCAAAAUUUGCGAGGUCUUCUACAUGAACUUAGCAAUGAAGGUGCUCGUCAACAAUUUGAAGUUUUUCUUGAAGACUUAAUAUUGCCAUUGAUGGUUGAUAGCGCACAACGCGGUGAUCGAGAAUGUCACGUUGUAGUUUUAUUAGACGAUGAUGUUGUCGAUUGGGAUGAGGAGUUUCCACCUCAAAUGGGAGAAGAAUAUUGUCAAACUGUACACAGCACAGCAAUGCAUCGAUUUUUCAAGUAUAUUGAGAACCGAGAUGUUGCCAAGCAAGUAAUGAAAGACCGAGGUCUAAAAAAAAUUAGAUGCGGAAUUGAAGGAUAUCCAACGCACAAAGAAAAGAUACGCAGGCGCCCAGGUGGCCGUGCUGAAGUUAUUUAUAGUUAUGUGCAACGUCCGUUUAUACACAUGUCGUGGGAAAAAGAGGAAGCAAAGAGUCGUCAUGUAGAUUUCCAGUGUGUCAAAUCGAAAUCUGUAACAAAUUUGGCUGAAGCAACUGCUGAUCCUCCAUUGGAAAUUGAUUCAAGUGGUAACCCGAUUCCGCCGCCUAACGCAAAUUUAAAUGGUAAUGCAGAAGCAAGGGUUCAGCCAGUUGCAGUAGAUGAAGCAGCUGGGGGAAUUAUUAUGCUUAAUGAGCUAGAGCAGGCAGCCGGAGGUGGAGGUGUUGAUGAAUCUUUCGAAAGUUAAGGCGUACAUAUAAAAAAGUAAAAUAUUCUAACGGGAUCAUAUUUCAACGCGAUAAACUAAGCCUCAUUAUUUUGAUAUUAAUAUUUCUUUUCGUUCGGUUUUUACAAAUUUAUAUGUAUACAAAUAUAUUUAUAAUAUCUUAUAAGAUCUAAAUUUCGCAUUUGCAAAAGCAACAAAAUUUAUUAUAGUCAAUUUUGAUACCACAAUUAAAUUGUAGUCCAUUAACAAAAAA
Messenger RNA from Teleopsis dalmanni, 1752 nucleotides. It is a transcript of the gene mri, whose product is annotated as BTB/POZ domain-containing protein 10. Gene Ontology annotation, molecular function: protein binding. Gene Ontology annotation, cellular component: cytoplasm. Lineage: Eukaryota; Metazoa; Arthropoda; Insecta; Diptera; Diopsidae. Gene Ontology annotation, biological process: positive regulation of phosphorylation. Bases 231 to 1520 code for a protein of 429 amino acids. The transcript has 6 exons. The record is from RefSeq and is a predicted model, not a curated record.